AGUCGCGUUUCAACGCUCGAAGCUUUUGGUCGUGCUCGCUGCCUAGGAACAAAUUUAAGCAGAACGAAAAAAAAAAAUAAAUUAGGACUCAAAGUGGGAUCCCUAACGGUACUAAAAAUGUGCUUGGAGUAAAGAAAGGGGCCGCGUAUCUAUGUGCGCGCGUGUGUGUAUGUGUGCGUCUAUCUCUCUGCCUGUUCCGUUUGCCUAGCUAAAAAUAAAAUUAUAUAAUUUUUAAUAAAAAAAAAGAAUAACAGAAAGGAAAGCACCCAGCGAAUGCAAAUCGUAUGCGGAGCGAGCGGAAGAAACCGUACUGAAUUUUAUCUUUGGACUUCAGUUUACAAGCCGCGCUAUCGCAGCGUUUAAAUUCGAUUUAAAAAACAAUAUAUCUCGACCACACACUACACAAUUCAACUACAAAUAAGAUUUAGUAAUUUCCUCGGAGCGACGACAACUUCGAAACUUGUAAACCUUGCGGCUUGCAAUUGCAAACUGUGCAGCAAGGCGCCUAAAGUCCUCAGAUUAAAGUGCAAUCUAAUUGAUUGGCCAAGGACCAAUCAGGGCGUGGAGCAGAGGUGCAACUAGGAGCUGGCACUGAAUUGUAGGCGGCUGGUGGACUGAUCUGCGGAUGCAUUUCGCUUGGACGGGGGCCCGACAAAGACAAUACGGAGGGUCUACGGAGUGCUUUGGCCCGUUUACGCAACAGAACGGGCCCCUCUCUUCCACAACAACCCACCCCGCCGGCCUCUCCCCUGCCCCUUGCCAGCACCCACAGCAACGCCCACGGCCACGCCCACGCCCACAUCGCGGAGAGAGGCGCCGGUGGCAGGUGCAGCAGCUAUUGCCAAGAAUCUUCGCCUAACUCCGCGCUCGCUGCCCUAAAGUCAAGUGAAGCGGGCCAAAGAGCCGCUGCAUCAACAGGAUCUUCGGUAAAAGGAUCUGCAGCAGACGGUAGCCACAUCAAUGGCCUCGCCCAUCAUAGUCAGCCGUGGCAUAUAGUUCCGCCCCAGCAUUAUCCACUAAUCUCUAUCAACAGCCACUGCCAACGGGCCGCUCCUCCGGCUCCAACUCCAGGUUAAGUCUGUUGGAGAGCUUGGUCUGCAUGACUGCCGAUCCCAUAUCGUUGUGCUUUUGGAUUUGUUUGCAGCCCGACCGCUAUGUCCCCGGCUCCCCCAUCUUCCGCGAGACCAGCAGCCCAACGCCCCACCCCGCCCUCGCGGGGCCUAUAACAUCGCCGCCCACUUCAGCCUCCUCCUCCUCCUCCACCAGCACCGCCGCCGAUAGCACCGCCAGCAGCACCAUUAACGCACCAGGAGCAGGACCAGGAGGAACUGCAACUACCAGGAGCCGAGGAGCCAGAGCCAUGACGGCAUCUCUUGCUCAUGCCGCACAGGGUAACCACAACAACAAUAGCAGCACCAGAAGCACAUCCAACUCCAGCUCCAACACCGUAAAGUCCAAGCCACCGGCUGGCUAUAUGAGCACCCGAUCGGCGGCGAUGAUGGCCUUGGCAUUGGGACAAACAUCGGGUGGAAGGAGCGACAAGUCACCGCAAGCUCCUCGAGCCGCAUCACCCGCCCAGUCGCAAUCCCAGUCCCAGUCCCAGUCCCAAUCGCAGUCACCCCAUCCCGGUGCUACCAGAAGGCUAUCGAAUGCCUCAUCCCUACCCAGCAAUGUGUCCAGAUCCAAGCCAUCAACUCCGACGGCGACCAGGGCGGCAGCACAGCUAAACGGUUCCGGUCUCUUCUCCGGCGGCAGCAAUUCCAGCGGCUCCGACAACGAUGGAUUCAGUGCGUCCGGCUCCUCGGCUGCCACUGCUCUGCGUCGUUUAUAUUUCAAGAGCGGACGCAGCAUUAAGAACAAGAUCAAUGCCUCGACCACGUCGUCGACUCCUCUGAAUGGACUACCCUUAAAUCCGGUGUCCAGUGCCUAUCACAACUCCGUUGGUGGACCGAUGCACAAUAUGACGACUGCAGGUGGAGUGCCAAAGCUGGUGGUGAUGGGCACCUCAUCAGCCUCGAUUCCGGACACCACCAUUAACACGUCCACUGACUCGGCCUGCACGCUCAUCACGAAUGUGACCCACACGGAUACCUCGGAGACGUGCGACUCCCUGGACAUGGGUGACAACUCGUGUCCCAGUGAGCCGCUCUUCAGUUCGCUGGAGGAACCACUGCUCACCGCCGUCCACAUCGAUUCGGAGCACGAGGGAUUCGGCGGCAUGGGUGGCGGUAGAGGAGGCGCCAAUGGACGCGGCGCCACUGAACUGGAACUAACGAGCUGUUCGAGGUAUCCGCCCAGGCCCGACAUGAAUCUCCAGGACAGCGUCGAGAGCCAGGAGUCCUGCUUGUCCAUCCUGACCGGCGAGCCGUCUUCCACAACGCCACUUCUCUCCUCGCAGCGACGCCACCCGACGGGCGGUCACUCGCCGGGUAGCCAGCGACAGGAGGAGCGCCGGGAACGCAAGGAACGGGAGCCCAGUACGGCUCCGCCGCCCACUCGAAUCCGGGAGCACUUCACCUUCGAUCCCCCGCAGUCACCGAAGUCGGCGCGCAGCAGCGAAAAGUCCACCAGUCACUUUUCCUUCAAGAACUAUGGUAAUGAGUCGGCAAAAGAUGCCGGAGUUGGCUCGGGAAAGGGAACUGGAUCUGGAGCAGGAGUGGGAGGAGGAGGAGGAUCUGGAUCCGGGGUUGGAGGAAAUGGAGUUAUGGCCGCAAGUGAAGGCGAUGAAGAGGAUGACGAGCGCAGCGGCGACAGCAUUGGUAAUCGCAGCAAAAAGCUAAGACCGAGGGAGCGUGACCCCAACCACAUCUCGCCCAGCGUGUCGCCCUCGCACAGUCGUCGGGCCAGUCCGAAGCGAGAGAAGCGGAGGACCACGCCCAUUGCCUCCACGGGGGCCAUAUCCAAGGUCAGCUCGGCACCGCCCACCAUGAAGGAUGCGAAUUUUUUCGGAAGUUCCGGGAAACAAAAACAGCGACAAUCGCAGAACAUACCGCCGCACCAACUAUCGCCAUCGUCGCAGCAGCGAAAGUACUCCUCCAGUUCCUCGAGCGGCAGCAGCGAACGAUGCUUACGGGAAGCCACCGGUCCUGGAACUAUGUUCCCCUUCGAUCGUGAGGCGCUGGACUACGAGCGCAUCCAGCGGGAGUGCUUUGCUCCGAGCUCCACAACGGCCAGCAACAGCAGUGAUUCGGAGGCGGAAAACUGUUCCGUGUAUGAGCGAAAGUCCGGAGCGGACAUCUUUCAGCAAUACUCGCGAUUGAGCCACCAGGAGCAACUGCAGCAGCAUUACCAGGAGCCGCGCGACUGGGAGCGGGAUCGGCCGCCAUCGCGCAAGAACUCCAAGCGCAUCAGGCCGGAUUCGGUAAUCCACACAACCAUCCGUGAGAACCAGCAGUACGUGCCACAGUCGGAUGCCUUCUAUCCCCAGGCCAAGUCCUCCUCCUCGCCCAGCGAUCACUCCUACGCCGAGCUAAACAAGUUCGAGGACAUUGCUAGCAAAUUUGAGCAGAUCCCGCCCAAGCAUGGCUCCGUAUCCGGAUCUGGAUCCGGUUCCCUGUUGAAUCUUCAUCACAAGAUGCCCAGUCCGGGCAGCGAGUCCGCCGUCAGUCCCACGGACUCCGCUCGCCGGAGAUCCUUCAAGAACAAGCAGCGCCAUCAAAAGGAGGAGCACUUCUAUAUCCAGACGGAGGAUCGUAGCGGAACAGCAGCUGGCAAUGGACCCAUCAACGUGACCGCGAAUCCGCUGGAGGCAGCCGCCGUCUGCAAGCAGCCGCGUGCCACCAUCGUUGUUCAGCAGCCCUCGUUAAGUCUGGACAAUACAGUCGAGACGCUGCUAAUCAAGAAUGAGGGGGACUUCAUCAGCGUGGAGCAGGGCAAGGAGCUGGUGGCUCGCAAGCGCAACUCCCAGCAGCUGGCACAUCCGCCGGCCCACUUGCAUCACCACACCCAGAACCACGCCCACAAUCAUCACACUCUCCAGCAGCAGCAGCAUCAGCAGCAGCAGCAACAACAACACAAGCGGGACGAGAAUAUGAGGCAGCUCCUGGAUGUGACCAACACGCUCACCAUUGAGGAGCUGCGCGAUUUUCAGAUGCGAUAUGGCUCACCACAUCACAGCCGCUCGCAAUCGGUGAAGAUGCCCGGCAGCAGAGCAUCCGGAAGGCCAAAUCAGCUGUGUCUGCCCCAGCAGAGAUCCAGGGUGGCUUCCAUGCCGAAUACAGGAGUAGAGGAGGAGUACUACAGACUGCGUCACUUCUCGAUCACCGGCAAGGGUGUGGUAAAUCGCGGUGAUUCCCUCAAGAGCCGACGCAGUCGCUCCAACAACAGCGUGGCCAGUUCCAAUUCCAGCACGGAGCACCUGACCACCCAGCAGCAGCUUUCCGCCCCCGCAUCCGUAUCCGCUCGAACUUCGCUGGCUUCCAGCAGGGAGAGCAGUACAUCCAAUCCGGGCAACGGUCCCUACAGGGUCCUGAUGCUGGGAGGUCCUGCGGUGGGCAAGAGUUCGCUCGUCUCGCAGUUCAUGACGUCGGAGUACCUGCACGCCUACGACACGAGCAUCGAUGAUGAGUCCGGCGAGAAGGCCGUUUCAGUAUUACUCAGUGGCGAAGAGUCCGAGCUGAUUUUCAUCGACCAUGGAUACACCGAAAUGACUCCGGAUGAGUGCCUGACCAACUACGAUCCGCACGGUUACUGCGUCAUCUAUUCGGCCGCGGACAGGAGCAGCUUCAGUGUGGCGGAGCAGGUGCUGCAGGUGCUCUGGACCAAUCAGAACAUCGCCCAGAAGGCAGUCAUUCUAGUAUCGAACAAGGCCGACCUGGCCAGGAGUCGACUGGUCACCUCUGAAGAGGGCAAGGCCAUGGCCACCGCCUACGAUUGUAAAUUCAUCGAGACGUCGGUGGGCAUUAAUCACAAUGUGGACGAGCUGCUGGUGGGUCUGUUAUCACAGAUACGACUCAAGCUGGAGAAUCCCGAAAAGUCCAGGGAUCUGUUCCGAAAGCGUUCGAUUCGAAAGUCAAAGAGACGCGCCUGCUCGCCACUGAAUGCCGGAUGCCUGAAUGCCAAUACCCCUCUGGGUCCGCUGGGGGAGGCGGUGGCCACGCCCCCGGGCAGUGCCCAAAGCAGUCCCCGCAAAUACCGUGGAUCAAGGACCUCCACCAGCCUGAAAGUCAAGGGACUUUUGGGCCGCGUGUGGACUCGGGACUCCAAGUCGAAGAGCUGCGAGAAUCUGCAUGUACUCUAAGCACAGAGAUUAUCCAAAGUGUAACCCACAAGUUUCCUAUAGAGUAUGCAAGAUCCUAAGUUAAAGAAGAAACAGACUCGACUACUACCGGGGGUAUUAUUCCCAACUGUACAUAUUGUGUAUAAUUUUAGUCUUAAUUUACGCUAGUCACUUCCUCCAUUAAUCAUUGUAUAUAGUUUGUCUAAAUAUAAAACUAUUAUUUGU
Molecule: messenger RNA, 5443 nt
Organism: Drosophila melanogaster (fruit fly)
Lineage: Eukaryota; Metazoa; Arthropoda; Insecta; Diptera; Drosophilidae
Gene: Rgk1
Product: Rad, Gem/Kir family member 1
Exons: 17
Coding region: 1100-5239 (1379 amino acids)
Molecular function (GO): GTPase activity; GTP binding
Source: RefSeq, marked reviewed